Messenger RNA from Cylindrotheca closterium, 1206 nucleotides. The record is from the annotation of a GenBank genome assembly. Lineage: Eukaryota; Bacillariophyta; Bacillariophyceae; Bacillariales; Bacillariaceae.
AUGAACUUCAUAGAAAACAACAUGGAAGUUGCGACUGCUGUCCAACAAAGCGACCAGGGGGAAGUGCUGGAAGCGCAAGUGGUGGCCAAUUUUCCACCUCGUCCAGAUGCUGUAGUUACAUUACUACAUCAAGACGACUUUUUGCCGGGAGUUCAAACCAUGUUGUAUUCCUUUCGCAAAAAGUUUUCCUUCCAUCAAACCUACCCACCCGAAGUUGUAGUGCUGGUCACACCGAAUGUUGACUUGGAAAAGGCCACUAAUAUCUUGAUGCCGGCACUGUGCACGCGGGUCAUGACCGUUGAAGAGUGGUGGCCACCAUCCCAAUCCAUUGACUCCCAAUUGAUGAAGGGUUUUGGCAAAUCCAACAAGCGCGUCUUGGACAAUCACAAUCCUGGGUGGACAAAACUUCGAAUAUUUGGCUUGCAACAAUAUGAAACAAUACUUUAUAUUGAUUCAGACUGUCUGGUAUUGAAGGACGUCUCUCAUUUGUUGGAUCUCAACAAGGUGUAUACCGAAUCUGAAGCUCUGGUGGCAGCCGCACCCGAUGUUCUUCCCCCAUCCAACUUCAACAGUGGAGUCAUGGUCAUUCGGCCUUCCACACAGGUAUUUCAGACUUUGCAAAAGAAUGCCGAGCAUUUGACCACCUUUGAUGGGAGUGAUACGGGAUAUUUGAAUGCCUACUAUCCAACUUGGUUUACGGAUUUUCCUCCCGAUGCCCGAUUGUCCGCAGGCUACAAUGCCCAGACAGAGCUCUACGAACGGACCAAAGACCCCAAAACGGGCGAAUCUUCCUUUUGGGAUGCUCAAUUGUCCCAUGAUUUGCACAUUAUUCAUUACUCGGAGCCAAUCAAACCAUGGCAAACGGAAUCUAGCGAUGAGACGAAUUCACUGCACACCCUUUGGAAAUCCUGGUAUCAAAAGAGUAAGAAUUUCCUACUCCGCGACAAGAAGGAACGAGCCAAGCAAGAAAAGGAACGACUGGCCAAAAAGCAGAAACUAGAACAAGAAGCUGCUGCAGCUAGAGAAGCAGCAGCCAAGGACCCCAAGCGUGCCCAUAAACUAGUGACCAAGCGCUACAAAGAACUCCGGGCUCAAGGAAUGUCAACACAUGACGCAAUGCAACAAGCGCGACAUGAAAUCUUGCCCAAUGACUCAUCCCAGCCGGAUGCGGGUUCCCAGGUGGCUGCCAUGUUUGGAAUGCAAUGA